UACUGGAUUGGGAGGAACUGGUGGUCAAGGAGGAGUUGCUGGUGCCGGUGGUUUCACACCAACGACUAUAAUGACUCAAUCUACUGGAUUGGGAGGAACUGGUGGAUAUGGAGGAGCUGCUGGUGCCGGGGGUGGUACUGGUUGUACUACGAUAACUGAAGGAACCAGCGGUGGAGGUUUAUUUGGAAAUGGGGGAGUUGCGAUAACAUGUGCAGCAGGUGAUCAAAUUCUCAGUGUAGGCCAAGGUGGUAUGGGAGGAAAUGGUGGAAAUGUAAUUACGUUAAUUGGCACCGAUGGUCAAGGGCCACAAAAAAGAGGUAUAAAUACUAGAGAUGAUAGCUCAAACCCGGAUGGACUGCAACUGGUCGCCCCUUCGAAUGACUCACCCGCCACUUCAAUUUCAGUUGACAAAGUUUCACCCACAAUAGAACCACAUACAGGUGGUUCCGCUCGUUAUUUUGCUGGUUUUUAUAUUGUUAUUUCAUUCAUUCCUUUGGUUAUGUUAUAG
Messenger RNA from Hemisphaericaspora subhashii, 508 nucleotides. RefSeq lists its product as uncharacterized. The annotation marks the transcript as partial. The transcript has a single exon. NCBI's taxonomy places the organism in Eukaryota, Fungi, Ascomycota, Pichiomycetes, Serinales, Debaryomycetaceae. The record is from RefSeq and is a predicted model, not a curated record.